Molecule: messenger RNA, 1128 nt
Organism: Aspergillus heteromorphus CBS 117.55
Lineage: Eukaryota; Fungi; Ascomycota; Eurotiomycetes; Eurotiales; Aspergillaceae
Product: fumarylacetoacetate hydrolase family protein
Exons: 5
Coding region: 133-1020 (295 amino acids)
Molecular function (GO): acetylpyruvate hydrolase activity
Source: RefSeq, a predicted model, not a curated record
CCCGCGUCCAGAUUGUGGCGAUAUCGGGGUAGCAUUAUCCCCCCAGCCUUCUUUAAAAGCAGAUCACUUCACCCUGGGAAUCUGCCACAUAUCUUUAUCGCUUAAACUGAUCCUCUCCCGACCAACCACAUCAUGUCCAAAGUCGCAUCCACGUUCUCGCGCCUUGUGCGCUUCAUCCCGAAGUCGAACCCCUCCAAGGUUCUGAUCGGCGAACCUGUUGACGCGUCUGUCGAUGUGGGAUUGGCAGUAUACCAGGGCAAGGAGGUUUCUGUGCGGCCCUUCUCGGGGACCUCUGUCCUCAACCCUGGCCAGAAGACCGAAUUAGUUGAGACCGUCGAGCGCAUCCUGUCCCCCCUGGCGCAGAGCGAAGUUGGAUCGAUUCGAUGCAUUGGUCUGAACUAUGUUUCGCAUGCCGCCGAGAUGAAGCUUGCCAUCCCUGACGUCCCGACUCUAUUUAUGAAGCCGUCGACCGCCCUCUCAGACCCCUGGCCGGCCCCGACCAUUCUGCCCAAGAUCACGCAGGUCGACGAUACGGGUGACUACGAGUCGGAGAUGGUUAUCGUGAUUGGCCGUGACGCGAAAGAUGUCAGCGAGGCGGACGCGUUGGACUAUGUGCUCGGAUACACGGCUGCCAACGAUGUCUCUAGCCGGACCUACCAGAUGAACCAGAGCCAGUGGUGCUUCUCUAAGGGAUUCGAUACCUCUUGCCCGAUUGGUCCCGUUCUUGUCUCAGCUGCCCAGUUCCCCGAUGCUAGCAAGUUCCAUAUCCGCGGAGCAAAGAAUGGACGGGUCAUGCAGGACUGCCCUCUGACCGACCUUAUAUUUAGCGUGCCUCAGCUUGUCAGCUUCCUGUCUCAGGGAACUACCCUCCCUGCUGGAACUAUUAUCCUGACGGGUACUCCCCCGGGAGUUGGCGCUGCGAAGAAUCCCAAGGAGUUCUUGAAGGCGGGCGAUGAGUUCUCUGUCGAGUUGCAGCCCCACAUCGGAACGCUUAUCACGAAGGUGGAGAACCAGGCAUAAACACCAGAGCGUUGGGAUUGGAGUCUAUAGUUGCGACCAGGUUACUGUACAUGAGGCAAGAAUAGUAGUAUAGAGACAGACAUAUAUACUAUACAGGAUACAAAAGAA